AUGUUAACAUUCAUCAAAGGAGUAUUUGGUGCUAUUGGCUCUGAGAACUCUCCAUUCUCCAAGAACUAUGGCGAAGUGCUCCUGACACCUGUUGGAAAGGCAGAUUACGCCCUGGCUCGUCAGGGAACUGAGGUCUAUUUCGUCUCUCGUGACUUUUUGAUGGGAUCAAAUGCCUAUAACACGCUUCCACCUGAGAUACUGGGAUCAAAACACUCUCCAGAUGACAACAUUUACAUCAAUUUGGUUGGACACCAUCUUUGUGACGAGAACAAGAGUGAUAGACCAACAGCAUGUAUGGUUACAGAAGUAGGAGAGUGGAACGUAAGAACGAAUCCAAGAGGGCGACUACAAGUGGCAGAUGCCUGUCAGUUAGCUCAUUUGAGCUUUUUAGAAGGAGAUACAAGGCGAAAAUGA
Messenger RNA from Enterospora canceri, 414 nucleotides. Lineage: Eukaryota; Fungi; Microsporidia; Enterocytozoonidae. The record is from the annotation of a GenBank genome assembly.